AUGGAGCAGUUUGACGGAUUCGAAUAUCGCAAAAAUGACCUGCUGGGUCAUGGAGCGUUUGCGAUUGUCUACAAAGGACGAUAUGUUGAUCACCACGAAAUACCGGUGGCCAUCAAGGCGAUCGCCAAGAAGAAUAUCUCAAAAUCCAAGAAUCUGCUGACCAAAGAGAUCAAAAUUCUAAAAGAACUGUCGAGUAUGAAACAUGAGAAUGUGGUGGCACUGCUGAAAUGUACAGAGACACCCACUCAUGUUUAUUUGGUCAUGGAGUACUGUAAUGGCGGAGAUUUGGCGGAUUAUUUACAACAGAAGACUACUUUGAAUGAGGAAACUAUUCAGCACUUUGUGAUACAGAUUGCCCGAGCCAUGGAAGCAAUGACGAAAAAAGGAAUUGUGCAUCGAGACCUGAAACCCCAAAACAUCCUCCUUUGCAACAAUUCUCGUACCCAAAAUCCACACUACUCUGACAUCACCAUCAAACUCGCCGACUUUGGUUUCGCCAGAUUCCUCAACGACGGUGUAAUGGCAGCCACCCUAUGUGGAUCUCCAAUGUAUAUGGCUCCAGAAGUCAUUAUGUCAAUGCAAUACGAUGCAAAAGCAGAUCUCUGGUCCAUUGGAACCAUCCUAUUCCAGUGUCUAACCGGAAAAGCUCCAUUUGUAGCUCAGACUCCUCCACAAUUGAAAGCCUACUAUGAGAAAACCAGGGAGCUUCGACCCAAUAUCCCUGAAUGGUGUAGUCCGAACCUUCGGGAUCUUUUAUUGCGACUCUUAAAGCGUAAUUCAAAGGAUCGUAUAUCCUUUGAAGACUUCUUCACUCACCCCUUCCUCACUUCUCCAUUAAUGCCAUCGCCAUCUAAACGGAUUCUGGAGAGUGCACGGUCGCCAAUGCCCAAUCGCAGAAUUAUCACACCCCAAUCAGCCCUUCCAGUACCGAAGAGAGCCGGAUCUGCAAAGCUGGAGAGUCCAACACCGGCUAGAAGGAUUGGGGAGUCGCCUAGAGUUCAAAGAAGGAUUAUUACGCCAUCGAUGAAUUCUCCAGUGCCACAGGAUCAGAAUACAAUGCAGGAAAGCACGGAUUUCACGUUCUUGCCGCCUAGACAAGAUGGAAGUCCCGUUAAGCAGGUCCAAGUUCACACCAAUGUCUCACCAUCACUAACCACUUGCAAGCCGGUGCCAGUGCCCAGUCAACGUUUGACCUACCAGAAGAUGGAGGAACGUCUGGCGGCUGCAAGAAAGACUGCCGUGCCAACAUCGUCACCCAGCCGGGAUACUGUACCUCAGCAAAUGGUACAGAAGCCAAUCCCACAAGACACUGAUUAUGUCAGAAGGACGACUCUUCCGGAACCAAAUGCACAGGACGUUGAGAAGUUGACACUUCCGCAUCCGACCUUUGUUGUAUGCGGCAAUCCGAAGCCCUCAUCAUCACCACCGACCGCCGCCACCACCCCAGCCAGCCGUGUUCGCCGCUCCACCAUCUCCACCGCUCCCACAGAAGACCUCCCUAGUGCAGUUUCUGACAAAGUGCUUCAGAAUGUGAACGAGUCGAACUUCCCGAAAUCCGCCACUACCGCCAACAUCCAGGGUAUCCAACGUGGCAAUCGGGAUCGAUCGGUGACCGGACCACCGGUGGCGACAAUACAUGAGAACGAGCCGCUGGAUAAUGCAAAGUAUCAGCAGACCGAUGUGAACUCGUCGCCGACCAGUGCUACGGCUCAGCCGUUUGUGAUUAAUAAGAAUCACGACUCAUCCGACGAGGAAGACGACGUCCGUGAGCCAAUGAGUCUUCCAUUCGCGUCUGGAAGCCAUGCCGCGCAUCAAUCUUCUUUCAAGAAGAUCUCAUCGGACUCGAAAAUCUCCAUGAAACCCCAACCACAACAACCAUUCAUCCCACCAUUCCAAGACAACACAUCCAACCCACCAUCCCCAAUGGAACAAGAUGGUCCCGCCCUUCCGCCAGCUCUCGACCAAGAGAUUGUGCUCGGCGAGGAGCAUAAACAGAUUCUUGGCAAACUUCGCUUUGUCGCUGAACUCGUGGAUACCCUAAUGCAUGUCGCUGAGCAGAAGGACAACCCAUUGGCUUCAGCUAUGGCGUCAAGACGGCAGUUGUUAACAACGGGGACUUCUACUACAAACACGUCAUCACCAUACAGAAGAGCUGAGCAAUUGGUUGUCUAUGUUAGAGCUCUUCAUAUGCUAUCGUCGGCAUUGCUUCUGGCUCAGACGAAUGUGGCAAAUCAUGUACUACAUCCAUCCCAGGCAGUUCAGCAGGUGCUAAAUCAGUUGAACGAUAAGUAUCAUCAGUGUUUGGUAAGAUUUUAUAGUGUCCGAUCUCAAGAACUUGCCUCAUUGGGUCUCCCUGGACAGGACCCUGCUAUGGCGGUCAUCUCAGCUGAGCGUAUCAUGUAUCGACAUGCUAUAGAGCUGUGCCAAGCUGCUGCGCUCGAUGAGCUCUUUGGCAAUCCACACCUUUGUAGUCAGAGGUACCAGACAGCCUACAUGAUGUUGCACACGCUGGCGGAACAGGUCAAUUGUGAUCAGGAUAAGACUGUUUUGACGAGAUACAAAGUCGCCGUUGAGAAACGUCUACGCAUCCUGGAACGACAAGGAUUCGUGGCAGCGGUCAACACAUAA
This is a messenger RNA of Caenorhabditis briggsae, 2628 nucleotides long. RefSeq names its product Protein CBR-UNC-51 (gene Cbr-unc-51). Gene Ontology annotation, cellular component: autophagosome; cytoplasm. Gene Ontology annotation, molecular function: ATP binding; protein serine/threonine kinase activity. The transcript has 8 exons. The record is from RefSeq and is a predicted model, not a curated record. Gene Ontology annotation, biological process: autophagy; positive regulation of autophagy; autophagosome organization. Lineage: Eukaryota; Metazoa; Nematoda; Chromadorea; Rhabditida; Rhabditidae. Bases 1 to 2628 code for a protein of 875 amino acids.